CCGGGCAGCCCAUUAAUGGACAGUGAGGUGCUGAGAGAUGGACGGAUUUUAGACCUAAUUGAUGAUGCUUGGAGAGAGGAUAAACUGCCGUAUGAGGAUGUGACCAUCCCUCUGAAUGAACUUCCGGAGCCAGAGCAGGAUAAUGGCGGAGCAACGGAGUCCGUUAAAGAACAGGAAAUGAAAUGGGCUGACCUGGCACUGCAGUAUUUACAUGAAAAUAUUCCUUCAUCGGGCAGCUAAAAGCAGUGAACACUGCAUAUUUGUGUAUUAACAAGCUAAAAUGUCUAGUAAUGUUUUUUUUGUACUGAACUAUGUUUCCUUGAGGUAAUAAAGCCACUAAAGCAUGCCAUAUUGUGGAUGUAGAUUGACUCCACAGAAACUUGGGAUACAGUCUGAACCCAGCUUUCGCUUUGCAUUGGUGCACACCAAGAUUAAUCCCGGGCAGAGUUAGCGAGUGAGUGGGCGCUUACCCCUACUAUGACACCCAACUAUAGAAACCAAGACAUGGCCUGACCACACCCCCAUUACAGGGCUAAUAAUCCCUCGGGUUUCUGCUUCAAAAGUGAAAUGGGGUCUUAAAUUUAUCUUUACUGGUGGAUACAUUUUUUUUUUAAAUAUCUUCACACCCAAAUAAAUAUAUAUCAAAGAAAUAAUUCAAUGUACAGGUAUGGGAUCCCUUAUCUGGAAACCCGUUAUCCAGAAAGCUUAGAAUUACAGGAAGCUAUCUUCCAUACAACCAAUUUUGAGCAAUUCUAAUUUUAGGAAAUUAAUUCCUUUUUCUUUGUAAUAAUAAAAACUUGUACUUAAUGGGAAACAAGCUGCAUGAAUCCAUAUUGGGUUUAUUUACAUAUGAAUGAUUUUUAGCAGACUUAAGGUCUGGUGAUCCAAUUACAGAAAAGAUCCCUUAUCUGAAAAACCCAGGUCCCGAGCAUUCUGGAUAUAGAUCCCCCACCUGUACAGGUGGGUUAUGUUAGUAAGCAAAUCCAACACUAGGCUUUGAGGAAGGAGAACUGCAUUGCUCCAAAAAGUCAACUGUUUUUCCUAUAUACGUUUCAUAUGUCGAUUCCCCUCAAACAUUUUUGCUUACAUAUUUACUUUACAAGUCUCUCAGUUUCUUUUUUUUUUUUUUUUUUUUUUUUUUUUUUUUGUAUUAAAUCCGUUUAUUUUCAAAAAGAUAGUAAAGCUUCAUACAUUCAUAGCCUUUUA
This is a messenger RNA of Xenopus tropicalis (tropical clawed frog), 1206 nucleotides long. RefSeq names its product anaphase promoting complex subunit 13, gene 1 (gene anapc13). Gene Ontology annotation, biological process: protein ubiquitination. NCBI's taxonomy places the organism in Eukaryota, Metazoa, Chordata, Amphibia, Anura, Pipidae. Gene Ontology annotation, cellular component: anaphase-promoting complex; nucleus. The record is from RefSeq and is marked provisional.